AAUCUUUAAAAGUACCGAUAUUCGUAUUGGGAUACUCAAUUUAAUGUGAGCUUUAAUGAGAGAGACAAAUAUCGAUACUGAUACAAGCCACAAGUAAUUGUUAGUUCGUAUUGUAAAACCUCAUCCACUUACUAAAUUAUUGGUAUUGAUGCAACACAAUUCUCAAAUUUCUCUAUUAAAGAUUGUUGCUCAUUCAUUUUGUGUUAAUUAUUUAUUAUUUUAAUUAUCUUUAUUGAUUGAAUCUUUAAACUAAUUGAUUCUUCUUUCUGUUCAUCUGACACUUGGGUAAAUUUUAUAUGAUUUUUCCCCUUAUUAUUCAACAAUUCAACAACAGUGCUCAUCAUCAUCAUCAUCAUCAUUACGAUUACCUUCAUCAGUCUUACUUUUUAAUAUCUCUCUGACUCAUCACGAGUUCAAUCAAAUUGGAUAUUUUGGUUCCAAAUAGCAUAUUUUAUGGAAGAUUACAAGUAUUUAUUCAAAAUCGUUCUCAUAGGAAACGCUGGGGUUGGAAAAACAUGCCUUGUUCGUCGAUUUGCUCAGGGUGUAUUUCCUAAUGUUCAGGGUGCUACCAUUGGAGUUGAUUUCAUGAUUAAGUCUUUAAUGGUUAACGAUGUCAAAGUUAAACUUCAAAUUUGGGACACCGCUGGCCAGGAACGAUUCCGAUCGAUAACACAAAGCUAUUAUAGAAGUGCACAUUGUUUAAUAUUGGUUUAUGAUGUUUUUUCACAAUGCUCUUUUGAUUCGUUACCACAAUGGUGUCGAGAUAUUGAUCAAUAUGCUGGUGCAGCCAUCGCUGGUAACGGCCGUAAUGUUCUUAAGGUUCUUGUUGGUAACAAAUGUGAUAAAGACCGUGAAGUUCCUUUACACAUUGCUGAACAAUUUGCACACAACAACAAUUUCGAUUUAUUCAUGGAAACAUCAGCAUUAGAGGCUGAAAAUGUGGAAAAGUUAUUUCGUGAAAUUGCUGAAAUCCUGGUUAGCCGUAAUCAAGAAUCAAAUGGUGGCACAAUGUCGCGCUCUAUCACUUCAAAUAGCUUUAACCAAUCUUCAAAACCAUCUAAUUGUUUUAAUUGUUUUUCAAAUUAGUUUUACUAAUCGUUUGCUUUUGUUUUUUACACAUAAUUAUUAUAUGCAUUAUUUACUGUUUGUUUUUGUGGCAAAAACCAAUUCCAUUCACUUUGCCUUUUUCAAUUUGAAUUUUCAUUCACCAUUCGCUUUUUACUUAAACACAAAACUGUUCAUUGUCGCAAAACUCCAGAAUCACGAAAAACAUACACCAAAAAAACAAAAACCAAAAACUCACCAAUAAUUAUCAUCAUCAUUAUCAUCGCUAUUGUCGUCGUCAACAAUUUAUGUGGAUUCACAAACAGAUUUAAAUCAACUACAGUUUCAAGUCCACAUUUUGCCUUUUUUUCUCAGUUGACUUUCACAUUUUGCUGUUACUAUCCCGUGAUUGACUGAUGAUUAACAUAAUCAAAUAUUAAAACUGUGCUUUAAGAAAAGUCUCACAAUAUUGUCCAUGUAUUUUUCAAAUUAUUAAAUCAAUCAAAGCAAUUAUCUAAAUGUCAAAGCCUUUCUAUCAAAGUAACGAAAUUAUUCUAAAAUGUCAUAAAAUUAAAUAACGAA
This is a messenger RNA of Tetranychus urticae (two-spotted spider mite), 1626 nucleotides long. RefSeq names its product RAS oncogene family member Rab30 (gene Rab30). The record is from RefSeq and is a predicted model, not a curated record. Gene Ontology annotation, molecular function: GTPase activity; GTP binding. NCBI's taxonomy places the organism in Eukaryota, Metazoa, Arthropoda, Arachnida, Trombidiformes, Tetranychidae.